Lactuca saligna is the source of this 799-nucleotide messenger RNA. The record is from the annotation of a GenBank genome assembly. Lineage: Eukaryota; Viridiplantae; Streptophyta; Magnoliopsida; Asterales; Asteraceae.
AUGCGAACAAAAGUAAAGAGGGUUUUACUAUUCACGGAAAAACUAGAGAGAUUUCAACAUAAGUUAUCUGAAUCUUAUGGCCAAGUCCUUGAUUUACCUCUACACAAGGAGCUGCAAGAGAAGGCAAUUCUUGCAAGUAGUUACUCACAAAAGAACUAUGGUGAAGCACGCAGAGUAAUAGACAGAGUUCUUAAGAUUGGAUUAAUAUCUGGAGGUAGCUUGGCUUUUGUGUUGUUCUUAGGGUUUGGGCAGCUAUCUUCCUUAUUUACCACAGAUUCACAAGUUCUAAAUAUUGCAAGAUCUAGCACUUUGUUUGUAGCUGCAUCUCAACCGAUGAAUGCUAUAGCAUUUGUUCUUGAUGGGCUAUACUAUGGAGUUUUGGAUUUUGGAUAUGCUUCAUAUUCCAUGAUGAAAUCUUCUUUUAAGCGUAAACUGUUGGUUGUAGGGUUUUCAUAUAUAGAGGUGGUUGAGAUUACAGAAGCACAAUCUUUUGGGUCUUUGUUUGGUAGCUUGGAAAAACUUUGUAGCACCUGAUCGUCCAUGCUACUCUUGGAGGUAUUUACUUUAUUAAAUGUUUAAAGUUACAGAACAUGAGUAUGGGCACAUCAUGGAACAUUUUAGGGCAGUUGUUGGUUUUCCUCUUGGUGAUCCAUCAAUGAAGUGGCCAACAUCAUGUAAUAACAUUUUAGGGGAAGAUGUAGGUAUAUGUUUUUUUUAAUGAAUAUUAAUGUAAUCAUAUGUAUGAAUAUAAAAUAAAGUUUGUUAUUUGAAUGACAAUAAAUUUUAUGCAAUGGAUUGU